GGCCUUUUUUAUGUGAGCACUGCCCACAGACAUUUGUGCGCAAGGACCAUCUCCGCCGUCAUUAUACCUCCAAUCAUAAAAAGGAACUGUAUGACAUGCAGCUCAAAGCUAACCCUUAUGGCUGCAGGGCCUGUCUUAUUGUCUUCAAGAAGCUGGAAUAUUUGGACUACCACAACAAAACAACUCAUCCCAAUGGAAUCCAGGAGGAAGAAGACAAGUCACAAAAAGACAAACCGGUGAGAAUCGGCGCCAAGAACCCUGGUCAAGAUGCGAUCAAUUCCACUUCUGGUUUACAACAGCCAGUGAUUAAGGUGAUAAAACCAGCAGCACCGAACACGAUGGUCAAGCGCAUUCUCAUGCAGAAACCAACAGAUGAUGAUGUGCAGGGCAUCCUGCUGCCAAAGUUCCAGCAGAGCCAAGAAAAACCAGCUCCACAGCCGUCAGUGUCACAAGCUCAGUGUACUGAGUCUCAGCCUGUCUUGCCCGACCCUUUCUCCAUCAACGUCAUCAAAGUCCAGCAGCCCAACCAGCAGAUCAUUACAUCGAGCCUGCCCGUGGCUUCUUUCAUCUACCCGGCCACUAUACAGCUGACGUCGGCCUCCCAAACCCCUGUGUUUGACAUGGAGGACCCUGGGUGUGUGGAGCUUGGUGGCACAAACAUCAAGACCAUACCGUUCCACUUCCCAAACCGAGUGCUCAGCCAAGAGCAGUUACACAGCCUCAUCAACUCACGACAACAGCUUGAGAACCAACAACAACAGCAAAAUCAACAACAGCAGCAGCAGCAGCAAAAUCAACCGGAGCAGCAGCCAAUACAGCAAAAACAAAUGCAGAUCAUCCACCAGCCGCUGCAGAAUGUCCAGCAGGACCCGAGCACAGGUGCAAUGUCCAUGCCAGUCCAGCAGCUGCAGUUGCAUCAGCAGUUCUCGUUACAGCCAGCUCAGGGGAUACCCCAGACCGUAAGCAUCCAAGAUCUCCAAAACUCUGGCAACACAAACUUUGUCAUUUUUCACAGACAAAACUUCAUGGGGCUGCAGGGUCUGAGCCUGGCCGAACCCGUCACGGUCAUUAAAGAUGCCGCCCUGUAUAACAAGCAGGCUGGACAGCCUGUGUUUCAGGCGCACGUAAAGCC
Lymnaea stagnalis (great pond snail) is the source of this 1132-nucleotide messenger RNA. Lineage: Eukaryota; Metazoa; Mollusca; Gastropoda; Lymnaeidae. The record is from the annotation of a GenBank genome assembly.